AUGGUGUAUUCUGAACGUCAUCCUUCAGCUGCUGGCACAGUACCCUUCGACACUAUCAGUAUGUUGUUCAACGCACUUUCUAUAUACGGUUGGCCUAGCGGAUCUAACAUCGAUUCCGAGGAAGCUGUUCUGUUCGCCAAAUACCAUGAUAUCAAUUGCAUGGUGACUGCCUAUCCGCUCUUGGAAGCCAACAAGGCCUUGGCCGAUACCAUGGCAGGCAAGGCUCGAUUUCGCGCUGUGCUGACGAUGGGAGACAAAGGACAGAAGGAAACGUAG
Letharia columbiana is the source of this 276-nucleotide messenger RNA. RefSeq lists its product as uncharacterized. Bases 1 to 276 code for a protein of 91 amino acids. Lineage: Eukaryota; Fungi; Ascomycota; Lecanoromycetes; Lecanorales; Parmeliaceae. The record is from RefSeq and is a predicted model, not a curated record. The transcript has a single exon.